GUGAAAUUUCCAUCGUACACUGAGACAGGGCGUAAAAAAAUGGAUGUAAGAAUAUCCUUUAUUUUUCCUUGCUUGACUAUUCGUUUGUCGAUUAGUUAACCGCGUAUCAUACUCUUCCAUUAACUCUGAUUUAUGAGUUUAUAUUAGACGUCUUUAGUUUAAUAAACCAAAAUAAUGAUUUUUUUUAUUUUAUUUGUUAUCCCUGUUCUUUCCAUCUUACUCUUUCUGCUGUAUUUCUUUAUCGUUUUCUCUUCUUAUUUUUCUUACUUUCUUACAUUGAAUAUGAUGGGCAUCCCUUUACACGUCAACAGAAAUGAGAAUGAUAGUAGCAUCAAUAGAAAGCCUACGCAAAUAAAUCAGACGAGAUUGGCCGCUGUUUCUAAUUACAAAUUGGCACAACUGACAUUUUCACCGCCCAAAGAUUUUACACUAAGAAAAACAGCAUUGGUUAAGAAUUUGGUGGAAAUUGUCUAUCAACAUACAUUAAAUGAUUAUCUGACAAAGCCUAUGACGCGAUGGACUUUUUUCACACCAGAAUCUUUAGAAGACAUGACUCAAAAAGAUGUGGAGAAAGUCAUUUACCGUUAUACACAAAUCAUUCACAAUACAGCUGUAGCUUUUGAAAAGAAGCACAUAAAAAAAGAGCAGCAAUUUUUAUUAACAGACUUUCCGGAGAAACAACAACUGUUGCUGGAACAGCAAGUACACGAACAGGAGCAGCUCGUAAAUGCACUUAUGGAGGCUAACGGCAACGAUGACGAAGAAAAGGUUUUGCAAUCCUAUUAUUCAACUCUGUUUCUACAGCCAAAUUCUAUAUUUUCGAACGAAUCGCUUGAGCAGGAUUGCUCGCUCCACAGUUUACAACAAGGCGACUAUGACGACGAAACAGACUCCUCAUUUGAUAGUGAAAAAGAAUCAGCCACCAGUGAUGUUAAAAAAGAAUCUCGAACAACUCUGAGUGAGGCGUUUAAAGAAGAUAACAAGCAUAAUAUUAAUGAAAUGUUUACUUCUCCCACACAUAAUUUUGGAAGUUUGAUUAUUACGUCCACCAACCCCAGCAGUAUUGAAACGAACACGACUUCUAACAACACAUCUGCAACCGGUAACAGACUGAGCUGGCUUAGUGAUACCGGUGUACCCGACCUGAGGCGAUUUGAAGGCAACAACAGCAGUACAACAAGCUUAAAUCAAGUCUAUAAUAUGAAUGAUUUCAGUGAUGAUAUUGAAGGUGAAGAAGACACCGACGAUCAGUUUGCUCAGCAAAUAAUACAAGGAAGUGAACAUGUCCCUUUGUUUGAGCAGCAGCCACUACAUAAUACUGAAUAUAUGCCGGAUCAAGAAAGAGAUCGCAAGAGCCCUGAAAAGAGUAGAGCAUCAAUUUUACGGGAACUAUUUGAGGAUAGUCCCAUAACACAUCAUUAUAUUGCUGAAAAUGAGAAGAAGAAGCAACAGCAACAGCAACAGCAAUCAUCAAAGAAAGUCGUUGCAGUGCCAACUUUAAAACAUUUGGCACAAAAGCCACAAC
This is a messenger RNA of Mycotypha africana, 1525 nucleotides long. RefSeq lists its product as uncharacterized. The transcript has 2 exons. Lineage: Eukaryota; Fungi; Mucoromycota; Mucoromycetes; Mucorales; Mycotyphaceae. The annotation marks the transcript as partial. The record is from RefSeq and is a predicted model, not a curated record.